Messenger RNA from Closterium sp. Naga37s-1, 6390 nucleotides. Lineage: Eukaryota; Viridiplantae; Streptophyta; Zygnematophyceae; Desmidiales; Closteriaceae. The record is from the annotation of a GenBank genome assembly.
AUGCCGCGGUCAGUGGGCUUCGGGGGCUUCGGCGGGGGAGUGAUUGUUCCCGCCAUGGACGUGCGCCAACGCGCAUCGCCCAAGAUUCCGCCACUGUCGUCGGACGAAGAUCUGCCGCCGCCUCCCCCGCCGCCCACGCCCGCGACCACUGCGCCCCCCGCGGCUUCCUUCCCUGCGCCCUCGCUGCCCUCCCGCCGCUCGUCUUUGUCUGACGCAAUGGGAAGAGCAUCCGCGGCAGCGGCAAGUGCGGGGAGGAGGGACGUAGCCAUGGGAACGGGGAGGGACACGGGAGGGAUCACGGCAACGACUAUUAGCGGUUUCGUCGUGCCGGCAGCAGCGGCAGAAACAGGAACGGCAUUGGAUAUGAACCACCCGCCUCCGCCGCCGCCCCCCACGCCAGCGGCACAAGCAAGGCGAUCGUUCACCACCACCCGAGGGUUCGCCGUGCCUGACUCUCGUGUUGUCGCUGGUGCCAGUUCCGCUGCUGCGGGCCGUGGUGAUUGGCCAAUCACAUCUGCUGCCGCGGCGCCGUCCAGCUCUCGUGUUGUCACACCCGCCGCUGUCACUGCCGCCGUGGCAGCCUCGGCUCGAGACACGUGGUUCCUCCCUUCCGCUGCCGCUGCGGCUGCAGCUGCCGCCACGGCCGCUGCGGCGGCGGCAGCAGCGUCAGCAGCUGCUGGCCCUGGCGCAGCGGCAGCGGAGGAAGACGAGGCGGGGAUGGCGAGAGUGGUGGGGUUUUCCGGUAGGUCCAGCGGUAGCUUUCGGUUGGACAGAUCCUCAAGUCGUGAGAGUGGCGGGGCUGUUGCCGCCGGUCUAGCCGCACUGGUAUCGGAGUCGUUAGGUGGUCGCCCGGAAUUCGACUCGAUGGGAGUGGGGUCGCACGUGUUCGCGCAACUAAAUGAGGAGGAGGAUGAUUUGGAGAAAGCGGAAGGGGAAGCAGGGGCAGACGCGGCGGAGGAUGGAACGCAGGCGGCGGGGGCGGAGGAUGACGGGUAUGAGGAGGCGGAGGAGGAUGAGGUGCGGGGGAAGGAGCUGAAGGUCUGUUUCCCGACGUCAGCGCCUAAGAUCUCGUUCGGGCUCGGGUGGAACUUCUGCCGCCUCAACACGCGCGGCGGCACCGUGUCGCGCAGCAGCAAGGCGGACGCAGCGGCGGCUGCGGGCGGCGUAGUGGCGGGCAGUCUGGGCAGCAGCAUGGGGAGCUACUUCUCCCGCACGGGCAGUAGCCCCUGCUUCCCCUUCCUCCACACGUCCUCCCCCACCACUCUCCCGCCGCUCCCCUCCAUUUAUACCUCCUCACACUCGCUUAAGUCCGCCGCAGCCGCCGUCGUCGCCGCCGGAAGGGCCGCGUCAGCGCCGUCGCUUGCGUCUGCCGCAGCUACCGCAUCCCCUGCGGCUGCGUCUCACGUUCCUUCCUCGUCUGCCUUGGGUGGGUUUCCUUCCGCCGCGAGCGUUGGGGUUCUGGCAUCCAGCCUGCCGUCCAGGUUCAGCUCUGGGUUCCCAAACCCACCUGCGGCAGCCGCGGCCGUGCCGGGAAAUAACGCAGCGCGUGUCGAUCCCGUGGCGGCAACACAGGCGGUUCCGUCGCAGUCUGCCCUGCCGUGUGCCCCGCCGUUCCUUCCGCGUGCGAGCGUGCAUCUAAGCAAGGAGGUGCGGGGUGCUGAGCAGCAGUGGCAGGGCGAGGCCGACGGCCUUGUAUGGGGCCGCAGCAAACUGGGCAGGGUGGCGGAGGCGGAGGCGGCAGCGAGCGAUGCUUCAGACUCGGGUGUAGCGGGAGAGGCAACGUAUUUGCUGCUGGAGGAGAAGGAAGAAGUAAUCACAGUGUCAGUAGCUGUAGCAGAAACAGCGAAAGAGACGGUGGUAGAUGAGUUAGACGCAGAGUUUGCCCCACCUGCGCAAGCAGCGGUUGAGGCAGAAUGCGCGCCUGAAGCAGCAACGAGCAUCGUGCCUGAGGAGCCAUGCACCGUGCCUCAAGCUGUGCCUCUGGACUCGGUUGCAGAGCAGCAGUUCGUCUCCACUCUAUCCGCGUUAGAAGACGUCUGGCUUGCGGAGAACGUGUCUCUCGGCCUCGCGUGGCCGCGCAGCCUCGUGUCUCCCGCUCCACAUACUGACGGAGUCGCCUCGCCCGCGUCUGCCGCCUGCGUUGCGACUACCGCCGCGGUGCCGCCCCCCGUGCUGCACCUCGUGGGCGCAGUGCAGGACGGGUUGCGCGCGGGCGCGCAGCCCGUGCGCGCGUCUGGGGGGCUGGGCGGCGCGUACAUCUUCCGCGACGCGGCGCAGCGCAACGUGGCGAUCGUGAAGCCUACGGACGAGGAGCCGCUCGCGCCCAACAACCCCAACGGCUACGUGGGGCGCGCGCUGGGGCAGCCGGGGCUAAAGCGCAGCAUCCGCGUGGGGGAGGCGGGGCUGCGCGAAGUGGCGGCGUUCCUGCUGGACCACGAGGGGUUCGCGGGGGUGCCCGCGACGGCGCUCGUGCUCGCCACGCACCCCGCGUUCCACGUGAAUGCGGCGCCCGCGGGGCCCACGAUGACGCCGCGCACGUCGGGGACUGCGGGCGGGCUAUCAAGCGCGUUCUCGUUCGGCGUUGGCGCGAGUGGCCCCUCGGCGUCUGCUGCAGCUGCCGCUGUGGCGGGUGCGCGGGGCGCAGGAGGGGGAGGGGAAUGGGGGGAUGGCGGAAGCAGCGGAAACGGGGGCCGUCGAUUGUGCUCGUUGCAGCGGUUUGAGCCGCACGAUUUCGAUGCUAGCGAGCAUGGAACGUCCCGGUUCCCGGUGGCUGCUGUUCACCGUAUAGGCAUCCUCGAUAUCCGCUUGUUCAACACGGAUCGACACUCUGGCAACAUCCUGGUGCGGCAGUUGAGCGUGGAGGAGCGGGAGUGGCGGCAGAGCGACCCGCAGCUGCGAGUGGACGAGGCGGUGCACCUGGUGCCCAUCGACCACGGCUUCUGCCUCCCCGAGUCCCUCGAACCCGCCUACUUCGAAUGGCUGCACUGGCCCCAGGCGUCGCUGCCGUUCUCCCCCGACGAGCUGGAGUACAUAGCGGCACUGGACGCGGAGCGGGACGUAUCCCUCCUGCGCGCGCACCUCCCGCUGCUGCGCGAGGGCUGCCUGCGCGUGCUCGUGAUCGCCACCACGCUGCUGCAGCGCGCCGCCGCCGCGGGCAUGACGCUCGCGGGGAUAGGCGCGAUGAUGAGCCGCGAGGUGCGCGGACUGGAGGAGCAGCCGAGCGACCUGGAGCUCGUGUGCGCGGAGGCGCUGGGGGAGAUGAAACGCGUGCGCAGGGCGCUGGGGGAAGCGGAGGGGGAGGGGGAGGCGGAAGGGGAAGGUGACGCGGGCAGUGAGACAGGCAGGGAGGCAGAGCGGGACAGCGGUGCAGGUAACGAGGGCGAGGAGGAGAGGGCGGAGGAGGUAGGCAGCUAUGUGAUCCCAGAAUCGCUGUUGUGGAAGAAAGGUGCGAGGUGGGGUGAUACUGACUCAGAGGACGAGGAUGAGGAGGAGGAAAAGGAGGAGGAGGAGGGAGAGAACAAGGAAGCAGAGGGUGCAAGGGAGGGUCUUGAGGCAGGGUUUGCGGGUGUCCACGUGGGCGUGGAAGCAGGGAGUUUUGCGGGUAUAGGCGACAGUGUGAGUGGUUACGAGCAGAGUGAAUCCGUGACAGCAGGAGAGGAGCAGUUUGAAUUUGACGAGGAGGCUGAGGUAGUGAGUGCCGGGUAUCAGCACCACGGACAGCCAGAACUCAAGCAGCAGCAGCAGCAGCAGCAGCAGCAGCAGCAACGUGGCCAGUAUCCCGUGUCUACAUCCACCUCUCGCUCUCCCAGCAGCGGCAGCACUGAGAGCAACGACUGCGGAGACAGCACCACGAGCAGCAGCAACGGCGCUGGUCUGGGCAUGGGCAUGCAGGAGCACGGUAGCGAGGCGGAUGACUUUCCCCCAGUGGGACUGGGCUCUAUGAGCUCGUCCCCUCCCUCCUCCCUUGCCUCGCCGCCUCUUCCUGUCCUUGCACCUGCAUCUGCUGCUGUAUCAAACCUGGACCCUCCUCCUGCUGCUUCUCUGCUCUCUGCUCGUGACUGCUCUCAUGCAUCGGACUCCUCAUGGCACACACCUCUAGCAGAAACAGAAGCCACAGCAGCAGUGGCGCGUGCAAGUGAGAGCAGUGAGCCGUCUGCAUUCCUGCCUGAGCUGUCGUGCUCCCCCGUGCCUGCAUCAGCCCAGCCUGUCCCUGUGCCCGCCGUGGCCCAUCACUUCAUCGCCAAAUCCACCCGCCUCGGCUCCUCCUAUGCUCCUCCUCCCCGCCACCUCGCCCGCCCUCUCUUCCGCAAGCCCAUGGCCGCACUGCCUCCCCGCAACCCCACUCAGCCCUCACACGGUGCAGCACCUGGUGCGCCUGGUGCCUCUCCUCUCCACACUGGUUUCAGUGGGGGUUUGGGUGCACCUGGGGCAAGGAGCAGUGGCCUGGGUGGUGCUGCUGGCAGCAGCGGCGGCAGCGGGUCAAAUUUAAGAAGGGCAGUUGGUCGUUCCAACCUUGGCAGCAGCAGUGUUGGCGUCAGGGGAGAGGGAGCCGAGGAUGUGAGUGGUGAAGGUACAGCAGGUGGUGGGGUUAACCCUGGGAGGCAGCAGAGGCACAGCUCGAAGCAGAGGCGCAGCAGCGGACAUUCCAAGGGCGGAAAGCAGCAGCGGGGACAGGCACAGGGGGGAGUGGCACGGGAUCCGCGUGGGAGUGCGACGGGGGAUGAGCUGAGCGCACAGUUGAUGGAGCUGGGGGAGUUGGGUCACAACCCCUACGAUUCCGGCAAUCCCGACGGCCCGCCUCCCCCAUACGGCGGUCACCCCUACGCUGCGCCCGGCUACGGCGCGCCUCCGUCCGGGUAUGGCGCUCCGCCUCCGCCCGGCUAUGGCGCUCCCCCUCCCGGCUACGGCGCCCCGCCGCCCGGGUACGGCGCGCCCCCGCCUGGUUACGGGGCGCCCCCCCCUUCCGCCAUAGUGCCCGCGGGGGCGUACUCCAUGGGGUACCCGCCCGCCCCUCCCGGCCCCGAUGGUGCUCCCCCCAAGGCGAGCGUGGCGGGCGACAAGUUCCUGUACGCGUCGUCCAAGUGGAACGACGUGUGGGCCGCCAUUCUCUUCAUCCUGCAAUUCCUGGCGGUGCUGGUGUUCUCGGUGGUGCUGGGCGUGAAGGGCGUGUCCUCCUCCUCCUCACAGCAGCCAGCGCCGGGGCAGACCGUCUACUCCUUCUCCGACUAUGCACCGCAGUUCGCCGCUGCUGCCGCCACCGGGCUGAUCUUCGCACUCGUGUGGCUGCAGCUCAUCAAACUCAUGCCGCGCAUGAUGGUGCACAUAUCGCUGUGGUUUGGGUUUGUGGCGCCGGUGGCGGUGGCGAUCGUGGUGUUUGUGUACCACACGGCGCCCGUAUGGGUGGGCGUCGUGCUGCUCCUCUCCUCGCUGCUGCAGCUGCUCUACAUCUGGCUCGUGCGACACAGGAUCCCGUUUUCAGCGACGAUUCUGAAGCACGCGGUGCACGUGGUGAACGCGUUCCCGUCGGUCAUCUGGGUGGCGUACCUCUUCCUCCUCCUCAGCCUCGUCUGGACCGUCAUCUGGGUCGUGGGGGUCUCAGGCGCCAUGUCGCUGACGAACGCGUUUGUGGUGCUCAUCAUCCUCGUGCUCAGCAACUACUGGACCAUGGAGGUGUUCCGCAACGUGGUGCACACGACAGUGGCGGGCACCACGGCCACCUACUACUUUCUGCGCCACAACAUGCCGCCCAACCCCACCGGCCUCGCGCUGCACCGCGCCGCCACCAAGAGCUUUGGCUCCAUCUGCUUCGGCUCGCUGCUCGUUGCGCUCAUCCAAACCCUCCGCUUCAUUGUGGCGGCGCUAGCGAACAACGACGACGGGGGCAACUUCAUAGCGUGCUGUGCGCAGUGCAUCCUGGCGUGCAUUGAGGCCAUCGUCGAGUUCUUCAACAAAUACGCAUACAUCCAGAUAGCAAUGUACGGCAAGACGUUCAUCCGGGCGUCCAAGGACACGUGGGAGCUGUUCAAGGCGCGCGGGGUGGACGUGCUGAUCAACGACGACCUGUCGGGGGGCGUGCUGGGGCUGGGCAUGUUCAUCGGGGGGGUAGUGGCCGCGCUCGUGGGCGGGCUGCUGUCGCUCAACAAGGCUGUCGAGCUGCUCGCGGCCGUGUCGAUCGUCAGCUUCAUCAUCGGCCUCGUCCUUACGGGCAUGACACUGACGGUGGUGGACAGUGCAGUGGGCACGUUCUACGUGUGCUACGCGGAGGACCCAGCCACGCUGCAGCAGAACGACCCGGUGCUCUACAACAAGGUGCAGGAGCGCGACAGGGAGAUCCGUGACCGCCGCACCUGCCACGAGGCCCAGGCCGCUGCUCGGCAGGCUUCCAGGUGA